Lichtheimia ornata is the source of this 639-nucleotide messenger RNA. RefSeq lists its product as uncharacterized. NCBI's taxonomy places the organism in Eukaryota, Fungi, Mucoromycota, Mucoromycetes, Mucorales, Lichtheimiaceae. The transcript has 2 exons. Gene Ontology annotation, biological process: regulation of transcription by RNA polymerase II. Gene Ontology annotation, cellular component: nucleus. Gene Ontology annotation, molecular function: DNA-binding transcription factor activity, RNA polymerase II-specific; RNA polymerase II cis-regulatory region sequence-specific DNA binding. The record is from RefSeq and is a predicted model, not a curated record. The coding region runs from base 1 to 639 and encodes 212 amino acids.
AUGUCAUCCGAUUAUCAUCAUCAUCAUCAAUCAGGCAAGAAGCGACAUCAAUGCUCGGUCUGUCAAAAGAAGUUUGGUCGACCGAGCGCACUUUUGACACACAUGUACACACACACAGGCGAACGACCUUUUAAAUGCCACGUUCAAGGAUGUGGGCGUGAUUUUACGGUUCAAAGCAACUUGCGUCGUCAUCUCAAAGUUCAUUCACCUAGUCCAUCUCCACGACGUCGAUUAUCAGCGCAAAUGAGAUAUCAAUUUCUUCAAGAGCUGAUGGAGAAGCGUGAACGAUCCUUCAUGACAACGACUACAUCGUCGUGCACAGCAAAGUAUCAUUAUCCCUCAACAGAGACGUUACCAACACAAAAUGACCACCAAGAUGUAUCUUCAUCAUUAUCAUCCUCACCCAUCAUUUCACCUUCACCAUCAUCAUCGCCAAGGUUCACUCGCCCUUUUUACGAAUGUAAUGAUGUCGUCGAUAAAUGGCUGAACAACAACAACAACAACAACCCACCAUCAUCCAAUGUCAACCAUCACGAGUUUUCAACCCACCAGAGCAACCCAUCCAUCACCCAGCAGCCAGAGACUACUUUGCCUUUUAUCCUUUUGCAAUAUCCAAGGGGUCAUAAUAUACACUUUUAA